UGCAAAGACGCGCAGCCAAAGCAGACAAGUUAGCAAAAGUAAAAACGAUGGAUAAGAAAGGUGAAACAGAAUACAGAAGUGGUGGAGAAUUUCUGAUGAGCGUGAACAACAAAAUGCACCAGAUGAUUGAAACCAAGAAAGAAAUUGAAAACGUUUCCCAGUACUGCUUGAGAGGAGACGAUUUCACAGAGAUCCCAGAAAAUCUUUUGAAGAUAAUUUUACAGAUUUAUCUUCCGGACGAUGAAACCAUUGCAAGAGAGCUGUGGAGGAUUCAAGAAUACGCAGAGGAUUUGGACACAAUUAAGGAGGAAGCAGAGGAAGAACUAUUUAAAGAAAACACAGAUGACGUCAAACCAGAAUUUACCAGUGGGACGGAAUAUCUCGCUUGGUUGCAGCAACAACUUCCUUUCCUUGAACCAUUCUUACCAGACGAUGAAGAUCAUGAGCUUUUCUUCCAUCAAUGGAGUCGCAAUGAUUUUAAAUACACCCCUCGCCUUCAGACACUUAUUGAGGAAGAGCUUGAGGAAAAAUCAACAGCAGAAAAUAACAAAGAAGACAUCAAACCAGAAUUUGCCACUGGGGCAGAUUAUCUCAGAUGGUUGGAGCAACAACUCCCUUUCUUCGAACCAUUUUUACCAGACGAUGAAGAUCAUGAGCAUUUCUUCCAUCAAUGGAGUCGCGAUGAUUUCAAAUUCACAACAUGUCUUGAGGCACUUAAUGAGGAAACAGAGGAAGAGGCAUACAAAGAAAACACUGAAAAAGACGUCAAGCCAGAAUUUACCAGUGGGAUGGAAUAUCUUGAUUGGUUGGAGCAAAAACUCCCUUUCCUAGAACCAUUUUUACCAGAGUAUGAAGUUCAUGAGUAUUUCUUCCGUGAAUGGAGUCGUCAUGAUUUCAGUUACUUCUCCAGUCUUGAGACAGUUUUUGAAGACGAACCUGAUGAAAAUUUAACAGAAGAAGAUGAUGAAGACAUAGAACCAGAGUUUAUUAGCGGAGAGGAAUACCUUGGGUGGUUGGGCAGACAGCUCCCAUGUCUUGAGCCAUUUGUUGGAGAUGGAACAAUUCAUGCUUGCUACGAAUUCGAGUGGUGCAAGAGAAAUGGUUAUGCUCCAAAACUGGACACUUUGAUUGAGGAGAAUGAGAAUGAAGAGCAUAAUGAAUACAAAGUCAGCUCUGAAGUAAAUGAUGCAAGGGAGUUAAAAGAUGAGGAAUUGAAUCCCUACAUUAAAUUAAUGUUACAGCCUAGCAUAUUCUGCAUGGAGAUCUUAGUGACACAGAGUCCAGCAUCAUUGGUCAAUAUAUGCACCCAGAUGAUCCCUACUGAGCUAACAACAGAUGCUAGUCACCCUGAAUAUGAGACAAACCCCUUUGAUACAAAACAACAAAUAGAACAGAAUCUAGUGUGCAAGAAAGCAAGAAGACGAAAUUUUUCUUUCAAGUUCCUAAACAGAAAUAAGAAGGAAAAAGAAGAUAAGAAGAGAAGUCCUGGUUUCUUUGCCCGAUUUUUUCACUGAUGUUCACCAAGAUGCUUCUUAAAACUUUUCGAAGUUCAUCCAAUAAACUGUUUACAGAUAUUGCCAUAAUGGAUCACAGUUUUGCUUUGUAAAGACAUUUCUGGCCGGACCAUCUAUUCAUUUAUUAGAAGCAUUAUUUGUUAGUCAUGAAUAAAUUCUUUUAUUUAAAA
Molecule: messenger RNA, 1684 nt
Organism: Saccostrea cuccullata (small rock oyster)
Lineage: Eukaryota; Metazoa; Mollusca; Bivalvia; Ostreida; Ostreidae
Exons: 17
Coding region: 48-1514 (488 amino acids)
Source: RefSeq, a predicted model, not a curated record